This is a messenger RNA of Nicotiana attenuata, 1281 nucleotides long. RefSeq lists its product as uncharacterized. The transcript has 10 exons. The record is from RefSeq and is a predicted model, not a curated record. The coding region runs from base 81 to 947 and encodes 288 amino acids. NCBI's taxonomy places the organism in Eukaryota, Viridiplantae, Streptophyta, Magnoliopsida, Solanales, Solanaceae.
UUUUGGCAGUCAAUUAGUAUUUCCCUGCCAUUCUGUUUUGUGUAUCCGUACUAUCGGAGUAGCUGAAAUCGACGAGGAAGAUGGGAGAAGAAGCCCCUCCUGCUGUUGACAUCUAUCCCUCAUCAUCAUCGCCGCCUUUGCCUUCGCAAAACAAAGAGAAAGCAUGGCACUCUUACAUCUCAGAGGAUCUUCCUCGCACAGUACAAGAGUCUACUGACUCCGCCCUACGCUCUGCCCGUUUCAUCCAAUAUACUUCCUCCACCCACCUCCGCACUCUUCAGGUUUUCGGUAACCCUACCGUUGCUGGUACUAUCUUUCUGGCCUCUGUUGCUGUUACUGUACUAUUAUCUCUUUUCAUCUUCUUGAGCAGAGGGUUUAUCGAAAACAACUUCUCUGCCCCACCAGGGUUGUCCAAAAUCUGCUGGCGUUUGCCAUAUGAAGAAGUUUUCUUCGGGAAAAUUAAAGCUGAGUUGGUAACUGCGAGAGAGCACCCUGCUAUGGCUGGGGGAAUUGGUAUUGCUACUGGCCUCCUCCUCAUGCGAGGACCUAGAAGAUUUCUGUUUCGUCAAACACUGGGCCGUCUCCAGAGUGAAGAGGCUAAGUUUAGUAAAGCUGAGAAGAAUGUGAAAGAGUUGAGCCUGUCUGUUGAUUUAAUGAAAAAAGAGAGUAAAAAGCUGCUUGAAAGAGCGGCUCUCGCUGAAAAGGAUAUGAAACGUGGUCUGUCUGACCUCAUGGAUGCUGGAAAACAGAUCCAAAGUAUUGGAAAAACUGUCUACAAAGUUGAAGCUCAAGCUGCUGAUUUGAUGGAUGUGCUGCGGGAAAUUCCAGGUAGAGAGGCUUUAAAGCUACGAGCAGAGGUUGCUUCUAUGGCGUCGCAUCUGCGUCAACAAAGGACUGCAAUUGACAAAAGGAUUUUCAAGGUUUCUGAACUAGGUGUUCCUAUAUGAGGAGGAUUGCCAAUUUGGAGAAAAAUGCUUUAAGUCCGUUUGCACUGAUUGUGGUUACCUUAUAACUUAGGAUGAGUAUUGAGGAGGGCUUAUAUCAUAUGGAUGAACAGUUCAUCUGCCCCUCCCCCCUAAGGUGUGAUGGGCAAGUGGGAUUAGAGCUUUUUACAUUUUCUUGGUCAACAAAUUGUUUGAAAUUUAUGGAAAUCUUACUAGUCAGGAAAUGUGUAGCAAUAAGGUUUCUGCACCAUUUGGCCCUUGCAAGUGAAACCUUCCUGAAAUUUGGUGGAUGCACUGUCUCGUUCAGGAAUUCGAUAUAUUCAUUUUUUUAACUUCA